Closterium sp. Naga37s-1 is the source of this 915-nucleotide messenger RNA. The record is from the annotation of a GenBank genome assembly. NCBI's taxonomy places the organism in Eukaryota, Viridiplantae, Streptophyta, Zygnematophyceae, Desmidiales, Closteriaceae.
AUGAUAUACCCCAAUAGGUUGUCGAGAAUCGAGAUGUCCCUACGAGCCAAGGCGGAGAGAUGGGACCACGGAAUCCCCGACGCCCUGGCGAGCCAUUCCCGAGCGGGUGCUGGGUUCCCGGACGUUACAGCGCAGCAAGAAGAGAAUCUGUUCGCCAAUAGAGUGUCGCAAGUGAAUAGAGAAUCGUCCGCCAAUAGCGUUGCGGUUACCAGCCACGGGUGCUCUAGAUCUCCCGCUAUUUCAGCCAUGGCAACCACUCAAAUGUUAUGUGCCAGUAGCACUGCCGUCCUUCUGGCACCCAAGAGCUCGCUAGGGGUCCCUAGCUUCCAAGGCCUUGCUGGAGCCAAGGCCUUGACAUCUUCACCGAAACUGGUGGUUUCCAGAGCCCUCAACAACAGACGGACCGCAACACGGACACUUGUUGUGGCAGAUUCUGAUUACAGGAGAGAGAGUGGAGGCGGGUUUUUACCUGGUUUCGUUCUAGGUGGCGUUGUAUUCGGUGCUCUCGGCUACCUGUUCGCACCUCAGAUCUCAAAGGCCAUUCUCGGAACGAACGAGGAGGGUUCCUCACCGAAACUCCCUAAGUGGAUUAGCGAGAGUGAUAACCUCGAGGAGAAGCGGAGGAAAAUGAAUGAGAAGCUUGCUGAGCUGAACCGAGCAAUUGACAAGACGUCGGCAGAGCUGAAGGGGAGUGACUUCGCUGAAGCUCCCACCAAUAGGCGCACUCCUAACGCCCCUCUAGUCCCUGCCUCCCUUUCCUUCACAUUCCUCUUGAUGCCUCAUUCCAUCCUAUCUUCAUCCAUGUCUUUCCUCUUCUUUCCCCCUUUUCCCCACCUUCCUGCUUUGCUCCCCCCACCCAUCAUCCUCCUCCCUCUUGCUGCCUAUUUCUCUGUCCACCCCAGUCCGUCUCCCUAG